Equus quagga is the source of this 510-nucleotide messenger RNA. It is a transcript of the gene FAM163A, whose product is annotated as family with sequence similarity 163 member A. Bases 1 to 510 code for a protein of 169 amino acids. Lineage: Eukaryota; Metazoa; Chordata; Mammalia; Perissodactyla; Equidae. The record is from RefSeq and is a predicted model, not a curated record. The transcript has 2 exons.
AUGACAGCGGGAACGGUUGUGAUCACUGGCGGAAUCCUAGCUACGGUCAUCCUCCUCUGCAUCAUCGCUGUCCUGUGCUACUGCAGGCUCCAGUAUUACUGCUGCAAGAAGAGCGGAGCCGAGGAUGCAGACGAGGAGGAGGCGGAGGAGGAGGAGCACGACCUGCCCACACCCCCCAGAGGCCCCAUCUGCAAUGCCUGCAGCUCCCAGGCCCGGGACGGCCGAGGCGGCCUGGUGCCUCUCAGCGGCGAGCCCUGCAGCCAGCCAUGCAGGGUGGCAGCCAGCCACUGUGCCACCUGCUCCCCAUACAGCUCCCCCUUUUACAUACGGACGGCUGACAUGGUGCCCAAUGGGGGCGGAGGCGAGAGGCUCUCCUUUGCUCCCACGUACUACAAGGAGGGGGGGCCCCCAUCCCUCAAACUGGCAGUGCCCCAGAGUUACCCGGUGACGUGGCCAGGCUCUGGGCGUGAGGCCUUCACCAAUCCAAGGGCUAUUAGUACAGACGUGUAA